AGAUAGACAGGCCUCAACACAGCCUCCUCGCCGAGCACCGCGCACACACACACACAGGGUCCAUGCUCUCCGUACGAACACACCGGCACUCUCAGUUCUCUAAACAACCUCUUCUACUGCACUCACGCGCACUAAAAAAAGAUAAGACGAUCUAUCGAACUUUUUUUUAAACUCAAAAAAAAAAUUAUCGUUUUAUUGAUUCCUAUAGUUGACUAGACUAGACGUCUCCGACGAUUUGAAGACGAAAAUACGUUCUAAACAAAACUUUUAUGACACAAUAAUUAAUUAUACAUGUCACUUUAAUUAUGUAAAUAGAUAUGGGUGAUAAUCAAUUUGAAUUAUGUGUUUCGAUUUCGUUCGCUUUGUUCAAUGUAAACAUAUAUAUAUCAUAGUGACGUCUAAAAGUUCCCGCGUAUUUUUUUCCCUCAAGAGAGCUAGUGUUGUAAUAAAAUGUUCGAACAAGAAGUUAUGUGGUACUGAUUUGUGUUCGUGAAUGGAAACAGUAUAUUGACUUGCAUACCAUUAUGGAACGACACCAAAAUGGUAUGGAUGUGUGGGUAGGCCAGGGUCGAGUGAAUCAACUGGGAGGUCUAUUUAUCAACGGUCGACCUCUACCAAACCACAUCAGGUUGAAAAUAGUGGAAAUGGCCGCAGCCGGCGUAAGGCCCUGCGUUAUCUCGCGACAGCUACGCGUCUCACACGGUUGCGUGUCCAAAAUACUCAAUCGAUACCAGGAAACCGGUUCGAUUAGACCUGGCGUGAUUGGCGGAUCGAAGCCGAGGGUCGCUACACCUGAAGUAGAAGCUAGAAUCGAAGAACUCAAACGACAAAAUCCGGGUAUAUUUUCAUGGGAAAUAAGAGAAAAGUUAAUUAAGGAAGGCGUCACGGACCCACCCAGCAUAUCGUCAAUAUCCCGACUGCUUAGAGGAGGUUCGAGGGACCCGGAUGGAAAGAAAGACUAUAGCAUCGACGGCAUACUUGGAGGCCGCGGAUCUGACUCUUCAGAUAUCGACUCCGAACCAGGAUUGACGCUGAAAAGGAAGCAACGUAGAUCUCGAACAACAUUCACAGGCGAGCAACUUGAUGCAUUAGAGAGGGCGUUUCACAGAACACAAUACCCAGAUGUCUACACUAGAGAGGAAUUGGCACUUCAGACAGGACUUACUGAAGCAAGAAUACAGGUCUGGUUUUCAAAUCGAAGAGCGCGCUUAAGAAAACACACAGGAUCAAACACCAGCCCCGGCAUCACAGGCUAUGCGCCAUUACCCAUGCCCCAAAUACCAUGCCCUUAUCCUGCUGGCGAAAUAUCGUCUCUUGUGCAACACCAUCCUCAACAUCCCGAUGCUUGGCAUCACCAAAAAUACGCCAAUUACAACCAGCUUAUGGCACAAUCACAACACUUGAACCAAGCUUUCCAAAAUGCUGCCUUCCCAAGUACUUCAGGAUCCUCGUUCAGUCACUUGGUAAGCAGUACUAAUGGGCCACCUCACAACCAAAUACUAGACACCGGUAUACCAAGAAAUGAAUAUCCAAGAUAUCCCACUAAUGAAAUCUAUGCCAAACCUAUGAAUUAUCUGCCCAAAGAAACUGAAGGUGAAAACAAAAUCACAGAAGAAAUUGUUGAAGCAAGAGAAGAUCCUUAUGUUAAACCAGUCGAGCACGAAUUUGAUAAACCUCUACCUGCAAACGAAACUGAGUACUCUAAAGUUCCUACAGAUUAUUCCAAAGUUCCUAUAGAUACUACAACCACACAAAAUUGGAGUCCAUCACAUAAUUCACUGAACAUGAGUCUUGCUGGUAUAUCCACUGAAUACAAAUACAUGAAUGAUCCUUACACAUUCCCUAACGUCGGAGAAUCUCUUAAUCCUCAUAGUUAUUCUAAUCCCCCAAAUAUGGCAAACAAAUACUGGAUAUGAUAAUAAUUAAAAUAUUAUAGUUAAUAAAGUGUAGAGGAUAUUUUAA
Messenger RNA from Bombyx mandarina (wild silkworm), 1962 nucleotides. RefSeq names its product paired box protein gooseberry-neuro. Lineage: Eukaryota; Metazoa; Arthropoda; Insecta; Lepidoptera; Bombycidae. The record is from RefSeq and is a predicted model, not a curated record. Gene Ontology annotation, molecular function: RNA polymerase II cis-regulatory region sequence-specific DNA binding; DNA-binding transcription factor activity, RNA polymerase II-specific. Gene Ontology annotation, biological process: regulation of transcription by RNA polymerase II; anatomical structure development.